CUGUCGUUUAGUUAAAAUAAUUUCUUCUCCGCUUUCCGCUGCCUUUGACAAUCGAGGAUCAUGAGACUCGCCUCCAGCUCCACCACCUCCAGGGGCAGAUCUUAUCCCGGCCGGUACCGCACACUGGCCCCCAACUCUCAGGUGGAUGAAACCCUGUUCGGGAGCCCAACACCGGUAGACAAACGUGCAGCCUCAGCCACCAAGACAAAGGACGGGUCCCAGAAGAAGAAAGAAGGAGAGACAAUUCAGAUCAUUACCAAAGACCUCAUUCGCAAUCUCAGGAUCCCACGCCACGAUCCUUUAGGAGGGGCUGUCAUUAUCCCAUCAGCAGAGUUUCAGCGGAUGGCAACGUCCCGGGUUCUGGACAAGGCGGGGAAGACAGAAGAACACCGCUCCAGUAGACCUGUAAAAAAAAAAAAAAAAAAAAGUCAUUGGAAAAGUGCAGAGGAAGCAAGGCUUCAAAUUUAUAAGGCAGACCUGUCCUUUAAGAAGAACCAGGCACUGACUGAGCUGGAACUGGGGGCCCAGGACCGUGCACGGCGCCUGAUGGAGCGGGCCAACGCUUCAAGGAUGGAGCGAGAGGAUGAGAUCAAAAAGCUCAAUCAGCUGAUUCAGGGUGCUCAGUGUCAAGCCAUACUUGACGCCCAGAUCCAGGAGAAGAAACAGCUCGAGGCGGAGAUGGCAGAGGAGGAGAAGCGUCUGGACAUCAUGAUGGAAGUAGAGCGCCGCAAGGCUUUGGAGACUGAGGAGAAGAUUGAUGAGCUGCGCAAACAGCAGAGGAUCAGAGGAAUGCAGCAAAUUUAUGACCAAAUCGAGCAGCAUCGGGAGGAGAAGAAAGUCGAAGAUGAGAUAAAAGAGCAAGAGAGACAGCAGAUACGAGAGAAGCAGGAGAAAAUGAACCUGGAAGACCUUGAGGCCCUAGAGAAGAAGAAAGUGGCGCAAAAGCUUCUGCAGGAGGAGUCUAUGCGCAUAAAUGCUGAGACUAUGCGAGCCAAGGAACAGAGGAUGGAAGAGGAGAGGCUGGCUACUAUGAGAGCUAUGGAAUACAUCAAAAACAAACAGGGGCAGGAAGCAGAAUAUGAAGCAGAACAAAACCGAAUCAGGAAGGAGAAGGAGUUGGAGAUAGCCAGGCUGCUGGCCCAGCAAGAAAAAGCAAAAGACCACAAGGCAGAACAGGAUGAGCUUCGUGCUCGGAGGAACCAAGAAAUUGCAGACAGAGAAUGGAGGAGAAAGGAGAGAGAGCUGGCGGCAAAGAAAGCACAGGAGGAAGCAAUGCUGAGGGAGGCUUGCUUAGAACAGGUUCACAGCAAAAUGCACUGCCUGUCCAUUGAAGGUGCCCAGAAGAAGGCAGAGUUUGCAAGGGUGCUGAAAGCACAGCAGGAGGCGAUAGCCAAACAGGAGCAGGAGGAGGAGAGGCAGAAUCAGAAAGCGCACCGCCACGCACAGGCCAUCCGACAGCAGAUGAGGGAAAGUGAGCUCUCAGCCAUAGCAAAGCGCUGUGAAACCUUCAAAGAGGCUGAUCGGCUCAUCGAGGAAGCCCGGCAGAGACGCGUACGCCUUGAUGAGAUCAAAAAGAAGAAACUUGAGGAGCUUAAGGCUACAGGAAUCUCGGAAAAAUACGUCAGUGAAGUGGAAAGAAAAGCCCAGAUGUACAAACUCUGAUUCAUGCACAAGUCCUCACCUGGUACCUGCGUCACGUUUACCUGGUCUGUUUAAGAAGGAAUAAAAUGUUUUAAUUUGAAUUUAAAUGAUCUCCAAGGGGAAAUUGCUUACUAAUGUAUCUAAGAAUAUCUAAAAGGAUUUAACAACAAAGACUUCUAUUGCACCUUAAAAGCUUUUGAUCAUUGAUAUGUACACAUUUGAGUAGUUAAUGUUAAUUUAAGAUGUUUUUGUUUGUGUAACUAAAUUGCAAAGUCAAGUCAA
Messenger RNA from Stegastes partitus (bicolor damselfish), 1923 nucleotides. RefSeq names its product cilia and flagella associated protein 45 (gene cfap45). Lineage: Eukaryota; Metazoa; Chordata; Actinopteri; Pomacentridae. The record is from RefSeq and is a predicted model, not a curated record. Bases 61 to 1662 code for a protein of 533 amino acids. The transcript has 12 exons.